Molecule: messenger RNA, 390 nt
Organism: Histoplasma mississippiense
Lineage: Eukaryota; Fungi; Ascomycota; Eurotiomycetes; Onygenales; Ajellomycetaceae
Exons: 2
Coding region: 1-390 (129 amino acids)
Source: RefSeq, a predicted model, not a curated record
AUGGUCGCUCGUCGUGCAACCAUUGUUGAACUAAAGCUCUCUAACACUCCAUAUUGCAGUCCGCCCAUCUCUGCCCGAAUCCGAUACCUCAUCGAUGAUCUCUACAUCUUCUUCGGCUUAUACAUCGUCAGCUUUUUCUCGUUGAAUGCCUCUUCGGCUGCCAGUAAUUCCAAGUUCAACGUCCAGAAUAUAGAGAAUACUCAAAUCCGCCGACCGCGUUGGGGUAGUUCGCGAGGCGGAGGAGGAGCAGGCGGAGGCGGAGGCGGAGGAGGGCCGGGUGGCCCUGGGAGGAAAUUUGGUGGUGGUGGAAGUGGAGGGCCCACGAGGCGCAUUGGGCGAGUUGAUGAUAUUCGUGGCCCGGAGUGUGGGAGCGGGGGCUGCAGCAGAUAG